UAAAUUUGUUUUUCGCUGCCUUUGUAACGAAGGUUUGCCCGUUGUGGUGGUUUUAACCACGGAAUGUCCGUCAGUACCCGGGUGUAAAUUAGCCUCUUGUUGUCAUGGUAGCGAGUAACGUUAGGUUACUGUGAAUAACCGUGAUUCACGAGUAGCUAACGCUAACUUAACUGCUUUGGUUAAAGAAGUUAACGUUACAUAUUUGAGGUCUUCAUUAUUUUCAACUCAAUAUAUCAUGUCGGACACAGUUCAAAACGAAGAUAAUUUGGGAGCAGUUUUAUUUCAGAAUUAAGAGGAUUUGAAACAACUCAAAUGUGCUCUUGAGAACAUAUCUGUCAAUGAAAGGGGUCAAACACUGGAUAUUCAAGCUCUGGAUGCUGCCAUUGGCAAGACAGAAAGAAGCGUCAGGAAGCAUGCAGAUGAUUAUCUGAAAACAGUGACAAAGCAGUUGCUGGUCCUUCCAAGAAUUGAAGACUUUCAAAAGAAGAAACAGAUUCCCAAAUGGAAACCUGCCCUGGAGAGUAUCCAAGAUGUGUGUCCACAAAGGGAAGCCAUUCCUGGGGCUUCACCUGUGGAAAAGCACAAGUCAGCUUUAACCAAGCAUUUGUUGCAUAAUCCUGCUCAUCCAAACAACAGAGUUGUUAUGCACCAGAAAUUUGGGAUAUCACUCCCUGAUGUCCACAAGAGGAAGACAAAUAAAGCAAAACUUGACGAAAUAAUCACUGGCCCUUUGGUGAGUCUUCCAGUCACAAAGUGCCGUUAUGGCCUGGCAAAGCCAGAAGAAGACGUGGGGACAGUGCCAAAUACAAAUUCGCUUCAAAUGGCGAUACAGCACAAGGCAGCGUCUCUUCACUCCAGAGAGGAUUCACUUUCUCCAAAGACAGGUCAGAUAGGCGUGAUGUCUAGGAGUCACAAGCAGCUAAAAUCUGAAACAGAACCUGGAUCCACCUGCAAAACCAUAGACAGAGAGUGGACACCCAUCCCCAUCAAGGCUCCGCCUCCUUCCGCAACCUCUAACGGCAUGGAGCACAGGGACAUGAUGCCAGGCACCAACGGCCUUUUCCCCAAAAGCCCUCAUAAUCUACCCCUGCAAGGACGAGUAAAUAUCAACAAAUGCGACUUUACAAUCUUAAUGGGACGCACCAACCCAAUGGCGAGAGAUUUCCGUGAAUUUAAGCAGAGCUUUAGCUUGUGCUGGAGCAGUGUGGUGGAUGCCCUGGAGGCCCUGGAAAAGCUGCUCAGGGACUUUGCUGUGCCACUGGCCAGAGUGAGCGGGCGACGGCUGGUGGAGUUAGGCCAUGCGUGGGAAAGUGGUUGGUUAAAGGCUCCUCCGCCGACCGGCUUCCUCUCAGUGCUCGAGAACUGGGAGGAGGUGUUGGUUCUGCUCUCACGCCCAGGUCAGCGCUACAAGGGAGAGGGAGGCAUUGAGGCGGCUGCCGUCCACAUUCAGUCCUGCUGGAGGCGCCACUUUGCCCGAACGGCCUACCUGCGCCACUGCCGGCGCAGGUGGGCGGCAGGCACCAUAGCUGUCUCAUGGCUGAUGUUCACUCAGAUGCGUCACGUCAGGAAGGCCCUACAGGCCCGUCGUUCCAGACAACUGGAGAAUUUCCGCAGCAGAGCCAAGCAUCUGGCAGCCAACUGGAAACGCAUCCAGUCCUCCAAGAGGACCAUUAUCCACAUCCCUUCAUUAGGAUACUCACAAAACCGGCGUAUGAACUUGAGGGGAUAUGACAUCCUACAGAACAUCCAAAUAAGCAGACUGUGUGAUAUUCGAGAUGAAAAUGUGGACGUGAUCUACGUAUGUCCACGACAUCUCGGAGAUGACAUUUUGCACUAUUACACCCGCCUCCUGAAGUGUGGUGGAGCCCCAGACGAGGAUGGCACCAGGCCCCCUGCGGCCUCGUCCUCCUCGGCCAGACGCUUCAUCAUCCUCACACCUGAGGCUAUUGAUUAUUUCCCGACCCGUAACCUGUGCCUAUCCACACUGCUAAAGUACAGUCCACGCACCCUGAAGCGCAUCAAGCACCUGAUCCAGGGCAAGCAGGCCUAUAUUGUGGGUGGGGUGGCCCAUGAGGAUGACCUGGCCGUGGCUGAUGAGCUAGGAGUGUCAAUCCUGGCUUCAGAACCGGCAAUCGCACAGCUCCACAGCACCAAAUCUGGAGGGAGGAGCAUCUUUUCCGGAGCAGAGGUUGAUGUAUCCCCGGGUCGAGGAGACAUCUACACGCUCAUCCAGCUUCAUGAAGCACUGGCUGGACUCAUGGCUCAAAACGUCGAUGUGCAUCGCUGGCUCUUUAAGAUGGACUCUGAAUACGGAGGCUGUGGGACGGCAUACUGCGACACAUGUCAUCUGAGCUGCUAUAACUGGGCUCUGCAGGAAUGCCAUCGUUAUGGUCCUGAGCUAUGGAAGACCGAAUGGAUUCAGGAGUCCGUACAGCUCAGAUAUUUAAAGGAAGUCCCGGAGUGGCUUGCUGGUCACGCCCAGCCGGCUAAGACCUCCUGCUAUCCCAACUGGGCCUGCUUCCUGAAGAGCUUCCUCAGACAAGGCGGUGUGGUGGAGGCCUACCCCCCUUCAGAAUGUGUCACCUGCCUCACCGUGGAUCUGCUGCUGGAGCCCGGCGGUGAGGUGACCAUGUUGUCCUGUGGAGACCAGCUUCAGGGCUCCUGUCAACUGGAAGCUAUGGGCUCCACUGUUCCUCAGACCUCCGUGAACCCAGAGACCUUGCAAUCCAUCAGCAUGCGUGUUGGCCAGGCCUGUUUACAGCGCCUUAUCGUGGGUUAUGUCUCCGUGGACCUGGCUACCUUCCUGAACCGCAACACCAUGGAGCAGAAGGUGUGGGCUAUUGAUCUGGACCUUGCAUACAGUGACCAGCUGGCCAUGACCCAGAUGCUUCUGAUGAUGACUGGAGGAACGCUGAAUUGCAGCACAGGCUGUUUAGAAGUGCCGAUCCAAGAGAAAUGCUGUGAACAUCAGAUUGCAGCCAAACCUCCUGUGUUUAAUCGUUAUGCAGUUAUUGGGAGCCACUUGUUUCACUCUAACCUCUCCAUGUUGUACCAUAAUGUGUUCUUCAUGGUGUGCGACGCUCAUGGCAUAGGAUUUAACAACAAGGGAAAGCAUGGAACAGUCUUUGCAAUUUACGACAGCAGUGAGCGCUGCACCAUUGGAAUGAUAACAGUCUCUGAAGAUCUCCAGGGAGCUCUGGUGACCUUUGCUCGGAAUCUGUCAGUCAUUCAUCAGGAAAUAUCGCCUUCUAAAAUGCAAGGAGAAACCAAUUUUAAGGAGUUGAUCAAGAACAUAAGACGACGUACUGCAGAUGACUGUUCGGAACAGAAUGCGAGCUGUGGAAGAUAAACCUGCUGCUUAAGACAGCUGCUUCAGUAAUAAACUUGCCUUGCAGAGUUGAGAUAUCACGUAUUCAGCAUCAUCAAUGUUAAAAUAUAGUGUGAAUAUACAUAUAAACCUUGGGGAUUAGUUAAUGUCGAUAAAAGAAUUGAGCUGAAUGAAUUCCUAAAAAAACACUCUGACACACAAUCCGCGGUGAACCUUAUGAUAUCUUUAGAUCUAUUUUAGCUGCUUGAAUAUGGUUAAAUAUUAGGAAAUGCUCAUAAUGACACACAGUAAAGUAUGUAAUUCUGCUAGUGAAUAAUAAUACUGGUAGACUUGAUUCAUAAAUGAAUAAACUUUUCUACAAACCGUUCAUUUGAAUUAUAUAAAGUCAUUUCAUUUUGUGUUGGAAAUUGCAGCUCAAUUAUGGGAUUAUGUAGUGUUUGUGUGAUGCAUAUUAUUUUGUUUAUAGAUGGCAUAGAUUAGUAUGUUGAAUAUAUUAUUUAGUUAUUGUUUUAGGAGAUGUUGUUUAUUCAUUUAAUCUGUGAACUGGUCACCACACACUACUUUUUAAAAAAUGAGAAUAUUGUUCUCGUUGUAACUUGCAAAAGCACUAUUUCUGUUGGAUCACAAUGUGUAAUAUGUUGUUGUUUUUAUUUUUUCAUAUUGACUAAUGUGUUUCAGAUAAAUAAAGUUGAAAACUUUUUUAUCAAAAAUAUUUUGACGUUGAUAUAAAAAAAACAUGUGCUAGCCUGCCAGUGUUCAGAAUUAUUCAUUAUUUUGUGAUUUGUACUUGUUUGCUGAAUUAGCGAAUAAUGCAAAUACUUACUUUUAUACAAUAUGUAUGCAUCAUUGCAUGUGAACAUUAACAGUAUUUAUGUGUGUAUUCAGGCAUACGAGUGUGACUCAACAUGUUUGUUUUGUGCGGCCCAGUAUUAAUUGUGGCUGACAUGGAGAGAUUGUAUAGGUUUGGGUGUAUUGGCUGCUGUCCAUGGUGCUGCUCUACGGCAGACCACUGAACCCUGGACAUAUUUCAGC
Pungitius pungitius (ninespine stickleback) is the source of this 4360-nucleotide messenger RNA. It is a transcript of the gene iqch, whose product is annotated as IQ motif containing H. The transcript is spliced from 21 exons. The record is from RefSeq and is a predicted model, not a curated record. Gene Ontology annotation, molecular function: protein binding. NCBI's taxonomy places the organism in Eukaryota, Metazoa, Chordata, Actinopteri, Perciformes, Gasterosteidae.